UCCCCACACUCAUCCUAUUUCGGCUGGCUUUUCUCUCUCUCCUUCUCCUUCUCCCUCUCCCUCUCUCUCUGGCCUUGUUUUUUUUUUGGCCCUCUUCCCCUCGUCUUCGUCAUCCCCAGGUCCUUCCACGAUCAAGCCUCGCCCUCUUCUGACCAUUAGUCUCUUGGCUGGGAAAUAUCGUCACGAUGGAUGCCCCGUUGUACACGUCCUCGAAUUCGUCGGGCACUUCCUCGCCCCGUCUCCGGUCCAAACACUCGCCUCCCGCACCGGACGCCGAAUCGGGAUAUGUCUCAGCCACAUCGUCAACGGCCGGGUCUUCGGGAGGGCUGCCUCGAGUGACCCUCACGCCGCCGCACGUCGCACACCUCAACCGGGAGUUGGAAAAGAUGACGGCGAUGGACCGGCUUCGCUUCGUCAAGAUCUGCUUCCCCAACCUGUACCAAUCCACCGCCUUCGGCCUCACCGGCCUAGUGUCCACAGAUAUGCUCUCCAAGAUCGAGGAGGAGUCCCCAAGUUCUUCUCCCGUCCACCUCAUUUUCCUCGACACGCUGUACCACUUUGAGGAAACCCACGCUCUCGUCGAGCGAGUCAAGGAGCGGUACCCGAACAUCCGCAUCCACACCUACAAGCCGCAUGGCGCCAACACGGUUGCCGAGUUCGAGGCGAAGUACGGCGAGAAACUGUACGAAACGUCGCCGGAUGAGUACGACUGGACCGCCAAGGUUGAGCCGCUGCAGAGGGCUUACGUGGAGCUGAACGUAGCCGCCGUCUUCACCGGCCGGAGGCGCUCCCAAGGAGGCGAACGGGACAAGAUCGGCGUUCUCGAAGUGGACGAGGAGAGCGGAGUCGUCAAGAUCAACCCCUUAGUCGACUGGUCCUUCGGCCAGGUACAAGCGUAUAUCACGGAGAACCGGGUUCCGUAUAACGAGCUGCUGGACAGGGGAUACAAGUCCGUCGGCGACUGGCACUCGACGUCACCGGUCGCGGCGGGAGAGGACGAGCGAGCAGGUCGAUGGAAGGGCCAGGCCAAGACGGAGUGUGGUAUCCACAGCAAGAAGUCGCGCUACGCGCAGUACCUCGAAGAAAUGGGGCGGAAAGCAGAGGAAGAGAGGCUCACGGCGGCAUUAGAGAAGAUAGAGAAGGAGCAGGAGGCCGCAUGAUGAUUUCGGGGGGACCGACGACGAGACCCCGUUACCAGGCCCGGCACACGAGGGGCGCCUGAGUAGGGCUCCCGGGAAAAUUAAGGAUGGAAAGGCAUAUCAACGGCGUUGGCGUUCGGGCGCAUAAUAGAGGCACCCCGAGGAUUUGGCUCGAAGGGGUCUCUGAUGCCCACCACAUGGUGGGGAUUAGGCUAGGUUGACGGAUAGAAGGACGGAUCCGCUUACCUACUUUAUACCUUACCUACCUAGCAUUCAGGUUUUUUUUAUACCACCGCACUCUCUGACCUUUGCGCAUGCUCUCAUAACGGAACGAGACCCGGUCGACCGUCGCGAUAGCGUGACACAGCAAAUAGGCAGCUCUGCGCGCGCGCGAAGUUGAGGUUCUAGAG
Molecule: messenger RNA, 1549 nt
Organism: Durotheca rogersii
Lineage: Eukaryota; Fungi; Ascomycota; Sordariomycetes; Xylariales; Xylariaceae
Product: phosphoadenosine phosphosulfate reductase
Exons: 1
Coding region: 186-1160 (324 amino acids)
Cellular component (GO): cytoplasm
Molecular function (GO): phosphoadenylyl-sulfate reductase (thioredoxin) activity
Source: RefSeq, a predicted model, not a curated record